Morus notabilis is the source of this 2422-nucleotide messenger RNA. Its product is annotated as cysteine-rich receptor-like protein kinase 25. The transcript has 8 exons. Lineage: Eukaryota; Viridiplantae; Streptophyta; Magnoliopsida; Rosales; Moraceae. The record is from RefSeq and is a predicted model, not a curated record. Bases 163 to 2169 code for a protein of 668 amino acids. Gene Ontology annotation, molecular function: protein kinase activity; ATP binding. Gene Ontology annotation, biological process: protein phosphorylation.
UUGGGGCAUCUAAAAUCAAUCAAAGCUCAUAAUUUAUUUUUCUUUUGGUUUGUUUAUCUUUGUUUAACCUUCCAUUUAAAAGCCUAGAAAGAGCUGAGGCUUAAGUAGUUCUCCACGUACAGUAGAGGGCCAAAGACGAAGACGUACGGCUGAUGAUAAAAGAUGCUUUCCUUGUUAUUCCUCUCUCUGCUCCUCUCCCUCGCGCUUAAAAGUGAACCUGUCCCGACCUACACCUACCACUCAUGCCCAAACACAACAACUUUCGCUCCAAACAGCACUUACCAAUCCAACCUCAACAGUCUUCUCUCUUCCCUCUCCUCCAAUGCCACGUCUCGCGAACAUCACAACGCCACCGCCGGCGGUAGAGACCCCUCUACCGUCUCCUACGGGCUUUUCUUCUGCCGCGGAGACGUUGGCACCAAAGACUGCCGAGAGUGCGUGCAGUCGGCCGUCGAAGAUGUCCGCAACCGAUGCCCCGUGGAAAAAGAUGCCAUAAUCUGGUACGAGCAGUGCCAGCUGCGCUACUCCAACCUCUCUUUCUUUGGCGCCCUUGAUGAAACUCCAACUAUUUAUUUAUGGAACACAGCAGAUAUCACGGAAAAGGAACGCUUUAACCAGCUGGUGGAGGACACCUUGAAUGAGGCGACGGCGGAGGCUGCAAAAGGUAGGCCCGGUGGGGAGAAGUUCGCGAUGAGAACAGCCAACUUCAGUCGCUUCCAGAAGUUGUACGGUCUCGUGCAGUGCUCGCCGGACCUGUCCAGCGAGGACUGUAAUCGAUGUCUCCAAGACUCCGUAUCGAAGCUUCCUUCUUGCUGCUAUGGAAAGUUUGGGGGCAGAGUUAUAUCGCCUUGUUGUAAUAUCAGGUAUGAAGUUUACCCCUUCUUUAACCUAACCGCAAUAUCACCACCUCCGUCAACGGGGCUGACUCCUCCUCCUCCUUCCAAUACUAUUGCCAAACAAAACACAGAAGGAGAAAGUGACAUCUCAUAUGUAAUUAUUCUGGCCAUUGUAGUCCCAAUUGCUGUUUGCACAGUUCUUCUCAUCCUUGCGAUUUGUAUCCUCCGUAGGAGAGCAAAACAGCACAAUUCUAUAGAGCCAGAAAAUGUUGGGGACGAUGAAAUUACAACUAUAGAGUCCUUGCAUUUUGACUUCGCGGAAAUUGAAGCUGCCACAAACAAGUUCUCUCUUGAUUGCAAGUUAGGUGAGGGAGGAUUUGGUGAGGUGUACAAGGGCACACUUGCUAAUGGACAAGAAAUAGCUGUCAAAAGACUAUCAAAGAGUUCCGGACAAGGUGUUGAAGAAUUUAAGAAUGAGGUCCUACUGCUAGCCAAGCUUCAACACAGAAACCUCGUGAGGUUGUUCGGAUUUUGCUUUGAAGGAGAAGAAAAGCUGCUUGUCUAUGAAUUUGUGCCCAACAGAAGCCUUGACAAUUUUCUAUAUGAUCCUAACGUACAAAGGCAAUUGGAUUGGGCAAUACGAUAUAAGAUAAUCGGUGGGAUUGCUCGAGGGAUUAUGUAUCUCCACGAGGAUUCUAGGCUUCGAAUUAUCCAUCGGGACCUCAAAGCUAGCAAUAUUUUGUUAGAUGAUAAUAUGAGCCCAAAAAUUUCAGACUUUGGCAUGGCAAGGAUUUUUGAUGUAGAUCAAACUCGAGGGAACACCAGUAAAAUUGUUGGGACAUAUGGGUACAUGUCUCCAGAGUAUGCAAUGCACGGGCAAUUCUCCGUCAAGUCAGACGUUUAUAGUUUCGGAGUUCUGGUCCUUGAAAUUAUAAGCGGCAAAAAGAACAGCAGUUUCUAUGAAUCAGACAGAGGCCAGGACUUGUUGAGCUAUGCUUGGAAACUUUGGAAGGCAGGAACUCCCCUGGACUUCGUGGAUCCAAAACUAGAGAGUGCUUACUCGGAAGACGAAGUUCUUAGAUGCGUCCAAAUUGGCUUGUUAUGUGUUCAGGAAGAUCCGGAAGAUAGGCCGACAAUGACAACAGUUGUUCUCAUGUUUAAUAGUUACUCUGUCACACCCGGACAACCUCAACAGCCCGCGUUUUACGUUAGAACUUCAGAACCAGAACACAUGAUGCCGGCAGCUGGACUGAACUUUGAUCAUCAAUCUACGAGCAACCAACUUCCAUUAUCUGUCAAUGAAGCAUCCAUUACCGACUUUUACCCCCGCUAAAUUAGUGAUUAGGAUAAUAUAAAAGUGUGCGGCUUUAUCCAUUUCGAUUUUGUAUCAACUUUUGUAUCUUGUGUAGCGUGUGGGACUAGUUCUCAUGCUUCAAGUAUGGUGACGAGACUUCAAAAAUCUCGGCGACCAAACAAGGUAAUGUGUAAACAGGAAAAGAAAACGAAAAAAAAAAAAAGAAAUAAAAUACGAAAGUUAAGCUGAAAAGGGAAAGAACUAGUUCUUACCCGUGCGGUUUUCCGAGGAA